AUGUUUGACCCUUUGAACUCGAACAACUCGACGUGGGGCGGCACUGAUGAAGUAAUUGCUCCUUCAUGGCCAACAGUCCCCCAUUCCCCCAAUGCUCCUAUACCCAAUCUUCGACGAGCUUCUACACCUGUUCCUCCAUUAACUCCAGAUAAAGGUCCUACACCUGGAAUAUACGGAAAGGAACCACAAAUUUAUGGCCAGCCAGAAUCAGGUCUUAUUUCGCCUCGAGACACCGUUGGAUCCAACGGGUCCACCUACGAAAAACCCGAACCGUAUCUCCGAGUAAAAAUUACAGGGUUAGAUAGGAAUAGACGGGAUAUUUUGAUAAAGCUAGAUGCGCAGACCAACUUGUCCAAUUUCACCGGCACCACAUACCGAAAUGUAUCCCGCUCAUACCUCGAAUUCCAAUCCUUCUACGAGUCUAUCGUACAAAGCAACCCGCAAACCCUCAUACCUGCCCUUCCGCUGGCACAAACAUCAGCUCCGACUGACGAGGAAGACGACCGUCUGGUCAGAAUAAUGCUACAGAGAUGGUUCACCAGGGUGUGCGAAGACCCGAUUAUGAUCCACGAUGAAGACUUGCGCUCUUUCAUCGAAAGCGACUUUGGAUACCAGCCCACACCACGACCUCGCCGUAAGACUUCUUCCGGAUUCGGACUCAUGCGCAGGGGUGUUCCUGAUGAGGAUGAAGAAUUACAAAGGGCACGUUUCGAACUAACAAAACUGGAGGGGCAGUUUUUUGACACUGCGAAAGCUGUGGAUAAGCUCGCGAUGACGCGCAAAAUACUUGCUUCUGCUCAUACCGAUAUGGGGAAUAAGCUUCUAAAUGUCGCUACUACCGAAGCCCACCAGCCAUUAGGAAACGCCUUCCGAAAAAUUGGCAGGACGUGGCACAGUCUCGCCGACCUCGAUCAAGCACAGGCUAUCAGCGAAUGUGUUAUACUCGGAGACUCUUUAGGAUACCAAGGAUUAAAUGCACGAUCCGCAAAAGAGACUCUACAGAUGAGAACAGGCGUUCUCGAAGAAUAUCAAGCGGCAGUAAAGACUUCGAUAUCUAAACGGCGGCAAAUCGAGCGUCUCAAGGCUAGUUCCAACAUUCGACCUGAACGGGUAGACGAAGCACUGGAAGAACUCAAAGAAGCGAACAAGUAUGAACAAGUGCUUGCCAAAAGAGCCGAAGGGAUAUCCCAAAACUUGCAUCGUGCUCUUGAGACUCACAAUAACCAUGUUAACGAAGAUGUUACUGCUGCUUUGAUUGAGCACGCCCGUUCAUCUAUCAUGUACGAAAGACAGCUGCUUCGUGAAUUAGAGGCUCUCAGAUCGGACGUCGCCAAUGCCGCCAACAAGGUUGUUCCUUCAACAAAUGUACCGAAACCAACAGUCAUACUGCCUCUCGAGGAACCUAUACGUCCUCUCCCCCCUCCUGCCCCAACACCAAUGCCGACUGGUAGUUAUCGUCAGGAGACGCCUCCCCCUCCAAGAAUGCAAACCCCACCUCGGCUUAAGGCAACGCUUCCAGCUAACAGCCCCAGUGAUCCACUAGCCUCCGGCCCCCCAAGUCUUUCAUCACAACCUCCAAUUUCGCCUUCCCCAUCCCAGCAAACAUUCGCCAGCCGUGGAUCCAUUUCCACUUCCUCCUCCUUCGCCUCUCGUCAAGGACAGUUCUCACCGUCCAUUCCGCCGUCCCCCCGCCAGCCACUCCCCACUCAAUCUCCCGGUGCUGGCCCUUCUACACCAACCAUCGAAAGAUUCUCUGAUGCCAAAACACCACUUGACGAUGGACCUCCUCUUGGUGGCCGGUUCGGUGACGGGACGAAAUCCAUGUUUGUCAACAACUCCUCGCCGUUGGUCCCUCCUUCGCCCUCAUCGCCGACAUUUAAUCGUGGUGGAGGCGAUCCGUUGAUGGGUAGUGGCGCACCCGUACGACCGUCCAGUGCUCUUGAUGGGAACCGCAGAGGCAUGAACGGUCAUCCCGCACUUCAAAAUGACCUUGACCCACUUGGGCUUGCUAAGCCUACAUAUAUGAGUAGCUCUGUUCGCGUCCAGCCAACCAGGCCGAGACUAGACGCAAAGGAAGCUGCGAGCAAAUUAGCAAAUAUGUUUUGA
This is a messenger RNA of Lentinula edodes (shiitake mushroom), 2106 nucleotides long. RefSeq names its product Vps5 C terminal like-domain-containing protein. Bases 1 to 2106 code for a protein of 701 amino acids. The record is from RefSeq and is a predicted model, not a curated record. Gene Ontology annotation, molecular function: phosphatidylinositol-3-phosphate binding. Gene Ontology annotation, cellular component: retromer, tubulation complex; endosome. Lineage: Eukaryota; Fungi; Basidiomycota; Agaricomycetes; Agaricales; Omphalotaceae. The transcript is spliced from 4 exons. Gene Ontology annotation, biological process: retrograde transport, endosome to Golgi; intracellular protein transport.